AGUCGAACGGAGUGAACAAUGCUUCUCUCCUCGCGAAAAGAGGGUAAGCUUGUGAUGAUCAAGGCGUGUUGAUGAUUACGAUGCUCACAAAGUUACGAUGUGAGUUACUUUGCGCAAUAUAAUUACAUUUAUUUCGGUACAGAUUUAUUGUAGAGGAAUGAUUAAAGGGAAUAGUUUUCGUGAAUAAUUCUAGGAAUAAAAAAACAAAUAUGAGCUACACAGCGGAUAGUCGAGGUGCCUUCAAUGGCUCAGCAUCUGCCUCUUACACCCCAGGGAACCAUACCUUAACACUUGACAGUCAGGAUCAUCUUAGUGAGCCAGAUCAGGGCUAUUCGUACGGUUAUACGCCAAGUAUUACGCCAACACACUCAUACAGUACUGCUAGGUCCGAACCUGGAACGUUGCAGUCGAAUCGCUCUCUGGCUGCUCGUAAAGGAAAACUUAUGCCGCUGAAAGUACAAAUGUUGGAUGACUCUAUUGUAGCUUUCCAAUUACCGUCGCAUGCGCUUGGUGUGGAUCUACUGGAGGCUUGUUGUCAGAGUCUUAAUCUUUUGGAAAGCGACUAUUUCGGGCUUCAGUUUUACUCAAAAGACGACGUACCGAUAUGGCUAGACAGCGAGAAGAUGAUUAUAAAACAACUGGCGGCUCCAAAGAAAACAAACUUUUUGUUUACUGUCAAGUUUUACAUUCCUGACCCAGGUCAACUUCAGGAUGAAUUUACAAAGUAUCUGUAUGCUCUCCAAAUCAAGAAGGACCUUGCCAAUGGUAAACUGCCAUGCUCUGAAAACACUGCAGCACUCAUGGCCUCAUAUGUUUUACAAGCGGAAGUAGGCGAUUAUAACCCAACAGAGCAUGACAAUGGCAUGUACAUCACCAUUAAAUUUGUGCCAAAUCAAACCAAGCAGUUAGAGGCAAAGAUACAAGAAUACCACAAAAACCAUGUGGGCCAGACCCCGGCCGAUGCUGACUUCAACCUCCUUGAUGUUGCCCGCCGACUUGAGAUGUACGGUGUUCACACGUUUCCCGCGAAAGAUUACGAGAACAUUCAACUGUUUCUAGCAGUCACGAGCCAGGGUGUGUCUGUGUUCCAAAACAACAUGAAAAUUAACACAUUCUCAUGGGCUAAGAUUAGGAAGCUGAGUUUCAAGAGAAAGAGAUUCCUGGUGAAGCUCCACCCUGAGGGAUAUGGUUAUCCACGGAGCACUGUUGAGUUCCUGCUCGGGUCACGGAAUGAUUGCAAACGUUUCUGGAAGAACUGUGUAGAGCAUCAUACUUUCUUCAGACAUAUUCAAGCCAAACGGACGCGUCCUCGUCGCCGCCUGAUGAGCCGAGGUUCUUCUUUUAGAUACAGUGGGCGUACUCAGAAACAAGUGACAGACCAGAUAAGAGAUGGUUAUGUAAGAAGAACAGGUGUCACAAAUACUCUGAACGCGUCACGCGUAUCCACAAGAAGCCUCGGUGCCCCACGUACAACAACACCCUUGACAAUAGACAUGACAGACCCAGCUAUCUCAGACCACCAGAUUGGAGGUGGCGAUUCACGUUAUGAGGCCUACAAUUCACACACAAUAGAACACCACUAUGACUACCAACCACCAGAUAAAAACGAUGUGGAGCAUACGACAUCUGGCACAGAAGCUGCAUGGAAUACGGAUGUGUCCUCGGCACCUACGACCCCUCAACAUAGCAACUCGCGUAUUGUUAUCCAACGUGGACAAUCAGAUUCUAGUAAUCUUUAUGAGUACCAGGUUAAUGAUGAUGAUGGCACAAAUGGUAUCCUAAGUGGAGAUGAAGGCAGGUCGUCAGUUCACAGCUUCAAUCCCGCUUCUCCAACACGGAAGGAACCAAUUCAUGUGGAGUAUGCUACCCAGAGUGCCCCAGAAGAUGUCCGGCCUGCUGACAACACAGAUCGUAUGAGUUCUGAAGCUUAUGUAAACAUUGCAACUCCACCCAUGCCUGCCAUCAAGACCACUGCCAUCAUUCAAGAGGAACCAGUGGCACAUCCACCACCAGAAGAGGAGACAGGGAGGAAAAAGCGGCACUCUCCAGAUAGAGCAUACUUUAUCGCUAAGGAGAUCCUAACAACAGAAAGAACCUACUUAAAAGAUAUUGAAGUUAUUGUAGUUUGGUUCAGAAAAGCAGUGACCAAUGAGAGUAACUUACCUGAAAUCCUUGAAAUACUGUUUAGUAAUCUUGAUCCAAUCUAUGAUUUCCAUUGCAAGUUUCUGAAAGAGGUUGAACAAAGGCUUGCCACAUGGGAGGGAAGAUCAAAUGCACACCUCAAGGGGAAUUACCAGCGAAUUGGUGAUGUAAUGUUGAAGAAUAUUCAAAACUUAAAGUUGUACACCAGUUACAUAGAGAAGAUUGAGCAGAUUAUCACAGAACUCGAGGUUGCCACCAAGAAAAACAAGAAGUUUGAGCACUUCUACAAAGACUUUGAGCUGCAGAAGGUGUGUUACCUGCCGUUUAACACAUUCCUACUUAAACCAGUUCAAAGGUUACUCCACUACCGGGUCGUACUAGAACGGCUUGUGAAACAUUAUCCACAAAACCACCCAGACUUCAAAGAUUGUAAAGCUGCACUUGCUGAGAUAUCGGAAUUGUCUUGUGAUGUUAAAGAGAAUAUGCAGAGGAUCGAGAAUUUCCAAAAAUUGACAGAACUAAGGCGAGAUCUCGUUGGUAUUGACAACCUCGUCGCUCCAGGCAGGGAGUUUCUUCGGGAAGGUUGUCUUCAUAAAUUAUCACGCAAAGGGUACCAGCAGCGAAUGUUUUUCCUGUUCUCCGAUACUCUGAUGUACUCCAGCAAAGGACUUACACCCACCAAUCAGUUCAAAGUUCACGGACAAAUACCUUUAAAGGGAAUUAAGGUCGAGGAUGAGCAAAAUCGUCAAAUGACAAAUUGUUUCACGAUCACCGGCAGUAAUAAGCCGGUUGUCAUAGCAGCAAGCACACCUGAAGAAAAGCAAAGAUGGAUGCAUGACAUCAACACAGGCAUUCUAAUUUCAGAACAUGGAGAUAAGACAGCACAAGUUGGUACACUUGACCCAGACCCCGUGUUUGAUGAAUCGGAGGAGGAACAUUCAUCACCGAGAGGCUCCUUGGACCGCAUUGCUCAUCACCGCGCCAACACCACCGUUCACGUAUGCUGGCACCGAAACACCAGCGUCAGUAUGGCUGACCAUCAAAGAGCCGUUGAGAAUCAAUUGAGUGGAUACUUGUUGAGGAAAUUCAAAAACAGCAAUGGUUGGCAGAAACUCUGGGUUGUUUUUACCAAUUUCUGCCUCUUCUUUUAUAAAAGUUAUCAGGAUGACUACCCAUUGGCUAGCUUGCCACUGUUAGGAUACACAGUUGAGCAACCUUCAGAGAGUGAUGAUAUCAAGAAGGACUAUGUUUUCAAACUCCAGUUUAAAACUCAUGUUUACUUCUUUCGAGCAGAAAGUGAAUACACCUAUGGAAGAUGGAUUGAAGUCCUCGGAAGUGCCACCUUUAGUAGCAAAGUCGAUUCUUAACAAGACACUCGGCAUUGAUAUUGUGAAGUAAAUCUACAAAAAAAAACAAAAAAAUUGGGAAGUACAACUGCAAGUGUGGAAGGGAGAUGAACAAUAUGAAGAAAUGAAUCUGCUGCAUGAAUUAAAAUUAAUUUUGAAAAAAGACUGCAUGAAAUUGUAAAACUUUCAUGAAACGUUCUUGUAUAAAGAAAAUGCUAUAAACUGAGCCUUAUUCUGCUUGAUUUUUAUAACUGUACUCUAAAUUCUGCAAAAUGUCUGAUUUCAUCAGUGUUUUAAGUUAAUCCCGUGGGAAUGGAUUGAAGGUCGUAGGUCCUUAAGGAGUGAUAACCUGGAAAGAAAAUGAUGUUAAAAAGACAGCAAAUGAUUUCCAAAAAUAUGAACUGCAAAGUUGCAAAGAAGUCCAUUCAUUAUGUUUUAAAUAAAUAAAGAAAAAAUAUCUGUCACUGUUGAUAAAAUGGUUGCCAGGUAAAGUCUAGAAACUGUACAUUUUAGUGGCCAGAAUGCUGUUACAAAUCAGAAUCUGUACAAUGUAGUUUAACAAAAUGCGGUAGGUUCUAAAACUGCUUAACAUCGUGUGAUGGAUUAACUGGUUGAUAGUGUUUCACAUAUAUGUAAAUAAACGUCAAUGAUUUUUCAUUCUUGGUACUCCAAAAAGUGGGCAUCUUACUUCUCUUUUUUAAAAAAAGACAUUUAUUUUGGGGUGAAUUUUAUUUUUGUAGGACAUUAGGUACAUUGGACUGUUUUCUAAUCCAUAUAAAUGCAAUAAUCUUACUGGUAUUGCAUUCGCUAUUCACUUUUUUAUGCUUCAGGGUACAGCUUGGGAUUAACUAGGGUUUUAUGGUGAUUAGUAGGAUUUAUGUAUUAAAUAUCAUAAUUUUUUUAAAAGAAUUGGUGCUGUUGGAUGAACAUUAAAGGUCAGAAUGACUUCAAUGUAAUUUAGGAGUUGUUGGAUGUACUAUAGAUAACUGAUCCUAGAUAUCAUUUGCAUUAAAAGGUUUUUAGUCUGCUUGGUUUUUAAAUAUCUGUAAGACUAGUCCAUGUCCACUUGGCUUAUAGGCCAUGUUUAUAUGGUUGAGCUGAGCCGCCAAGCAGUGUUUAUGGCUAGGCUGCCAGGCUAUGCUCAAGGACAGGCUAUGCCUUUAACAAUAAGAAUGAAGCGGAACUCAUGGUAUUAAGAGGUCUAGAAGCUAACUAGUAUUUGAUUGCCACUUGGUCAGUUGUGUUUUCAUAAUUUAUAAGCUUAAGUUGGCUUGGUCAUUUUUAGAUGUACACUAUUUUAAUCCAAAAACUUAAAGUAUGUAUCUGCAUUUGUUUUAUGUGCUAAUAUUUCAUAAGAACAAUGGUAACAUUGAAUGCUUUUAAACAUAUUUUAUUCUCAAACUAUUUUAGUAUCUUUCAGUGUACUGUAUUUCUUAAGGCACAAACCUCAUGUCCAUUUCACAAUGUUUUUAUAUGGAUUACAUUCAGAUUAACGUAUGUAAAUUAUUGUUCUGGACAUGCCGUAUAUGUACACAUGAAUAUGUUUGUAAACAGUGCUAUGGAUUUUUGAGCACACAUUAAACCCAUGUGCACUUCACAUUUUUAAAAAGAAUAUGGACUACCUUGAGAUUAACCUAAAAAAAAUGUAUUCACACAUGCAUAUGUAAAUUGUGGUUGUGUACACAUGGUGUGUCUGUGCACAUAUAUGUACAUACGAUUCAUAUGUUCAAAUUAGCACGCACACGUAAAUGUGAUAUAGGCAUAUUAUUAUUAUUUACAUGCACACGCUAUGUUAAUGUGCAUAUAUGAUUCAUUAUGUAGAUAUGUAUACGCAUUAAUAUGGUGUGUGUAAAUAUGAUGCACAGAAGUGUGUAAAGCCAAGAUAUGGUUUUGCUGCAGUCUGUGUAAGGUUUAAGUUUUAUGCUGUAGCAAUAAACAAUUGUGUUGUUAUGAUCAAUGUGCACACAUAUAAUCGUGAUAUGAUCUGUGUGCACACAGAUUAUCUUUUUUAUAUGAUAUGAUCUGUGUGUACACAGAUAAAAAUUAUGAUAUGACAUGAUAUGCUAUAAUCUGUGUGCUCACAUAUAAUCAUGAUAUAUGAUCUGUGUGUACACAAUCAUGUUAUGCUAUGAUUUGUGUGCACACAGAUAAUCAUUGUGAUAUGAUACGUUUGCACACAGAUAAUCAUUGUGAUAUAUGUGUGCACACUGAUAAUCAUUGUGAUAUAUGUGUGCACACUGAUAGUCGUGAUAUGCUAUGAUCUGUGUGCACACGGAUAAUCAUUGUGAUAUGAUACAUGUGCACACAGAUAAUCAUUGUGAUAUAUGUGUGCACACUGAUAGUCGUGAUAUGCUAUGAUCUGUGUGCACACAGAUAAUCAUUGUGAUAUGAUACAUGUGCGCACAGAUAAUCAUUGUGAUAUAUGUGUGCACACUGAUAGUCGUGAUAUGCUAUGAUCUAUGUGCACAUGGAUAAUCAUUGUGAUAUGAUACAUGUGCACACAGAUAAUCAUUAUGGUAUGCUAUGAUCUGUGUGCACACAGAUAAUCAUUGUGAUAUGAUAUAUUUGUGCACACUGAUAGUCGUGAUAUGCUAUGAUCUGUGUGCGCACAGAUAAUCAUUAUGUUAUGCUAUGUUCUGUGUGCACACAGCUAAUCAUUGUGAUAUGAUAUGAUAUGAAAUGUGUGCACACUGAUAGUCGUGAUAUGCUAUGAUCUGUGUGCACACAGAUAAUCGCUGUGUUGUGAUAUGAUCUGUGUGCACACAGAUAAUCCAUGGACAUGAACAAGCCUGGCUAAAAUUUGGAUCAUUAUUAACUCAUUAUGGAUCAUUCUAUAAAUUUGAGAUGCACUGUGAUAAAGUUGGUUGUGUUUUGGGAAAGCGAGUGCUAUUUUAUGUUAACCAGGGUCGAAUGAUAACCGACGAAAAUGUAAUAUUAUUAUUAUUCACAACGAAAACAUGUAUUCUUAGUGUAAAAACUGGCAGAGCAAAUUGAACAUGAAUUUAUUAAAUGUAAUUUAAAAUUAUGAUCUGCCUUAAAAUAAAAUGUGAAAUGUUAUCUGCUCCCUAAAUAUGAUUUGGAUUAACACUGCAGUUAUUUACUUAUGUUUUCUGGAUGUAGUCAAUAGAGGGGGUACGUCAAUUUAUGUAUCUAGAGGGGGUAAGUCAGUUAAUGUAUCAAGUGAAGGCGUUAAUUUAGGUUGAUUUAUAUGGUGAUACGAUAAUGUUAGAUAAUUUAAACAAACUCCUUGAAUGUAGAUCCACUUAAUUUUCUCUGUAUGUAUUGAUUAUUUACGAUAAAAGAUGUCCUGCCAAAUUUAUAUAAAUAAAUUUCUUGAUAAGUA
Anneissia japonica is the source of this 6831-nucleotide messenger RNA. Its product is annotated as FERM, ARHGEF and pleckstrin domain-containing protein 1-like. The transcript has 26 exons. The coding region runs from base 210 to 3509 and encodes 1099 amino acids. Gene Ontology annotation, cellular component: cytoskeleton. The record is from RefSeq and is a predicted model, not a curated record. Gene Ontology annotation, molecular function: guanyl-nucleotide exchange factor activity. Lineage: Eukaryota; Metazoa; Echinodermata; Crinoidea; Comatulida; Comatulidae.